AUGUUGUCAAAUUCUAAUAAAACCUUAAAAAAAGGGAAUCUUUCUGACAUUUCUGACAGACCCUCUUCUUCUACUGCAACAAGAAAAUCGUCAAAAAGUUCGACAUCAACCAAUGAUACAACAGCAAAUGAAUCUUAUUCAGGUUUAUCGCCUGAAACUCAAAACAUUAUAAACUCAUUAAAAUCAACAGAGAAGAAAAAAACAAAUGUCUCACGCACUAUGAUAGAAGAAAUUUUGAGAGAAGCCAGACUAAAGGCUGCUGCUCGUACUAUUGAAAAUAACCCUUCAUCAGCUUCAACGAAAAAGUUGGAUACUUCUCGUUUGGCAAACACUAAAUCUUCUGUUGGAAAUACAUUAGAGAAUAAAUAUGGUUUUAAUACAUUAUCCACUUCAAAUCAUGAUGAAAAAAAAUCGCAACUAGAUCAAAAUCAAGAUUCAUUCUCUAAAGAUGAAGUAACUGAAAAUUCUAAAGCGCAGUCAACAAAUCGAACAUAUUCACGUUUAUUCCCAACUCGUUUGGCAAACUUAAUAGGGAUUAAUACCGGGGAAUCUACUACAAUAGACUCAUCAAAAACAGAAACAAAACUUGAAUCUACCGCCACAACAGAUGAUGUUAUUAUACAAACAGGAAAUAGUACUAAUCAUGUGACUGGUAUAGAUACUUCUCGAAAUAUCAGUCAAAUUAAUGAUGAUAAUAAAUUCUCUCAAACUACAGACGAAAACAAUGUAUCUAAAUCUGCAUCGUCUAAUGAGCCUGAACGUUCAAAACAGGGAUCUAACAUAAGUGUUGAUACAAAUUUAGGUAGAGUUCCUCGAAAAGAACAAAGAUAUGUAGUAAGAUCUACAUCUUCACCUCGUUUUACGAAGAAACGUGGUAUAGUUAUUCGUCGCUCAAGUGCCAAGAUUGUGCCAAAACAUGGAUCCGAGACAUCGGAAGAUUAUCAACGUGCACCAAAAACACCGGUCAAAACAGUAGAGAUAUCUAGCGAACUGGACGAAUUAGGUUCCCAAUUUCAAGAAACUCUUACCGAAUUUUCUAAAAGAUACCAAGAUUCAACUGUUGCACUUGCUGAAAAAUCUUACCUUUUGAAGAGAAAUCAAGAAUUAUGGCACACUGUAGCUGCAAAAGAGGAAGAAAUAGAAUAUCUUAAAAAUGAAUUAUGGCAAGCUGGAACCAAAAUUCAAGAUUAUGAAUCUGAUCUUAAAGAAAUUAUCGAACAACAACAAGAACCUCUUACACUCACUCAAGAAGACUUAAUACGUAUCGAAAGGGAAAUAGAUGAUCAAGAAGUUUUAAUUAGCGGAUAUCAAAGAGAAAACGACAAACUGGUUGGUGAGAUAAAGAAUUUGACUGAAAGACUGCGAGUCACCGAAGAAGAACGAGAAAAUCACUACAAUAAAAUUAAUGAGUUAUAUAAAGAAAUUGAACAAUUGAAGGGAUCUCUGCAUGAACAAGAGACUAAGGAAUUAGUUCCAGAUGGCACUUUGCGACAAAUCGAAGAUAUGAAAAAAGAAAUUGAACGGUUAAAAGAAAAGGAAAUAUCCUAUGAGUAUAAGGAACUUGCUUUGAAGGAAAUGGAUGGAUUAAAAAAAGAAUUGAGCGCACUUAGAGAUAUAGAGAGUGAAUAUAUGAUCAAAGUUCACGAUUUGGAGCAUCAAUUGGCUUCAGCCAAUGAAAAAAUUGAAGAGAUCACACAAUCUAAAACAGAGUCAUUGGAAAAAUUUACCGAAGAGAUGAACCUAAUGAAAUAUAAGUACGAAUCACAAAUUGAGAACGUGAAAAAAGAGUUAAUUUCAAAAGAAGGGAAAGAAACUCGCUUCC
This is a messenger RNA of Racocetra persica, 1822 nucleotides long. Lineage: Eukaryota; Fungi; Glomeromycota; Glomeromycetes; Diversisporales; Gigasporaceae. The record is from the annotation of a GenBank genome assembly.